Molecule: messenger RNA, 2468 nt
Organism: Amblyraja radiata (thorny skate)
Lineage: Eukaryota; Metazoa; Chordata; Chondrichthyes; Rajiformes; Rajidae
Product: regulator of G-protein signaling 7
Exons: 17
Coding region: 207-1622 (471 amino acids)
Biological process (GO): positive regulation of GTPase activity; intracellular signal transduction; regulation of G protein-coupled receptor signaling pathway
Cellular component (GO): plasma membrane; cytoplasm; neuron projection
Molecular function (GO): GTPase activator activity
Source: RefSeq, a predicted model, not a curated record
CUGACUAGAGGGACGCAGGGUGGGAGGGAGAGAGAGAGAAAGCAAAGCAAAAAAUAUAUAUAUAAAUAUAAAGCCUUGCCCUCCUCGCUGCAAAUCGCAAAUGAAUUGUCUGAGGCCGGGAUCGGGUGGAAGCGUUGCAGAGAUCAGGACUUUUGGCUGUUAUCGUGCAGUGCUCUGUGCUUGAGGAACCCGGGGCACAUCUUGCUAUGGCGCAAGGAAAUAAUUAUGGGCAGAACGCUAGUAACAACGGGACGGCGGAUGAAUCGCCCAACAUGCUGGUGUAUAGAAAGAUGGAAGAUGUCAUCGCACGAAUGCAAGAAGAGAAAAAUGGCAUUCCAAUCCGGACAGUCAAAAGUUUUUUGUCGAAGAUUCCCAGUGUAUUUUCUGGUGCAGAUAUUGUGCAAUGGCUAUUGAAGAAUCUGAACAUUGAAGACCAAGUGGAAGCCCUGCACCUUGGAACAUUAAUGGCAGCUCAUGGCUACUUCUUCCCAAUCUCAGACCAUGUACUGAUGUUGAAAGAUGAUGGGGCCUUCUACAGAUUUCAGACACCGUACUUUUGGCCAUCCAAUUGUUGGGAGCCAGAAAACACUGACUAUGCGGUUUAUCUCUGCAAGCGAACAAUGCAAAAUAAAGCCCGGUUAGAGCUGGCGGACUAUGAAGCUGAGAGCCUGGCCCGUCUACAGAGAGCAUUUGCUCGAAAAUGGGAAUUUAUCUUCAUGCAAGCGGAAGCCCAAGCAAAAGUUGAUAAGAAAAGAGAUAAAAUUGAAAGAAAAAUUCUUGACAGUCAAGAAAGAGCAUUCUGGGAUGUACACAGACCUGUGCCAGGAUGUGUAAAUACUACAGAAGUCGACAUCAAGAAAUCAUCGCGAAUGAGAAAUCCUCACAAAACAAGAAAGUCUGUCUAUGGGCUACAAAAUGAUGUCCGAGGUCACAGUCCCACCCACACACCUGCUCCAGAAGCAAAGCAACCAACAGUAGAAGAAUUACAUCAACAGAUAAAAUUCUGGCAAAUGCAACUGGAUAGGCAUCGGUUAAAAAUGUCCAAAGUUGCAGAGAGCCUGAUAGGGUACACAGAACAAUACAUGGAAUUUGAUCCAUUCCUCAUAAAUCCUGAACCUUCAAACCCAUGGACGUCUGAUGAUAUUUCCUUCUGGGAACUGGAAGCAAGCAAGGAACCAUAUGGACUGAGGGUAAAGCGAUGGGGUUUCUGCAUUGAUGAAGUUUUAAAAGAUCCUGUUGGCCGUGAACAGUUCCUUAAGUUUGUGGAAUCUGAAUUCAGCUCUGAAAACCUUCGGUUUUGGUUAGCGGUCCUGGACUUGAAGAAAAGGCCCAUCCGUGAGGUGCCAUCACGCGUUCAAGAAAUCUGGCAAGAGUUUUUAGCCCCGGGAGCCCCGAGUGCUAUAAACGUAGACUCCAAGAGCUACGAUAAGACCACACAGAAUGUGAAAGACCCGGGAAGAUAUGCAUUUGAAGAUGCCCAGGAGCACAUUUACAAACUGAUGAAAAGUGAUUCCUACCCACGUUUCAUACGUUCCAGUGCCUAUCAGGAGCUGCUCCAGGCUAAAAAAAAGGUAAAGUCACUUACUUCAAAGCGGUUGACAAGCCUGGUGCAGUCUUAUUGAUGCAUUCACUCGCACUUCAGCUGAGGAACGGACCUGAUCAGUUGUUCAAAGUUAUAAUUCACUGUGUAUCCUGAACCAAGAAGACAUUGUACCAUUCUUUGCAUGAAUGAGGAACUGACUUUUUGUUUCCUCCAUGUGUGCACAAAGACAUUGCAGUCAUGUAUUGAGAGGGUGGGUAGAAGGGGCGAUUGUUCCCCCAAAUCUUUUUUUGUUUCCUUCAUACAGUGCCAUAUCAACCAGGCUGUGUGCUGUGUCUCCAUUGAUAACAAGUUAAGGUUUACCAUAAUAUUAAAACUCCCAUUUUGAAAAUGAAUCAUACACCAGAUUAGAUCUGAAAAUUAUUAAAUGAUUAUGAUUCAUACACUGAAAUAUUAGAAAAAAUUAUUAAGUACAUAGUACAUAUGAUAUUGUCCAAAUGUUUAUAUUGCUUUCACAAAAGACAAUGAGCAGAGAAAGAUACAAGGGCUUGUUAGAGUAUCCUUGAUGGGAGUCAUCUGUGCUAAUAUUUUUAUGUUUUUCUGUCUUAUUUUUAUACAAUACAAUGAAUUCACUAUUUAUUCCAGAUUUAUUAUAGUUUGUCUUUUACUCUUUAUUUUUUCACAUUCAUUUAUUUUCACAUGGUUUUUAUUUAUUUUGGGUUUUUCACUAUUUCUUUUGAUACUGUUUCACAAGAUGAGAACCAUUGUGUUAAUUAAAUCAGUGAGUUUCAGUUCUUAAAGGUCAAAGCAUUUAUAUGAUAUCACAAAUGACUAGCCAAUCUUGCUUGAAAAAUAUUAUUUAAAAAUACACAGCACCAUAGAGAUAUUUUGUAAAUUUCAGGUUUAUUUCUUAAUAACUAGUCGUCAA